AUGCCGAGGAGGAAGCAGCAGGCGCCCCGGCGCGCAGCAGCCUAUGUUUCAGAUGAGUUAAAGGCUGCCGCCCUGGUAGAUGAAGACAUAGACCCAGAAGAGAGCCCUGCAGAUGGAGAGCCGUCGGCUAAGUACAUGUGCCCGGAAAAGGAGCUCAGCAAGACCUGCCCCAGCUACCAGAACUCCCCGGCGGCCGAGUUUUCCAGCCACGAGAUGGACAGCGAGUCCCACAUCAGUGAGACCAGUGACCGGAUGGCCGACUUUGAAAGCGGCUCCAUCAAGAAUGAAGAGGAGAGCAAGGAGGUGACCGUCCCGCCAGAAGACACGACCGUGUCUGACAGCCUGGAGCAGAUGAAGGCCGUGUACAACAACUUCCUGUCCAACUCCUACUGGUCCAACCUCACCCUCAACCUGCACCCGCCGUCCUCGGAGAAGAACAACGGGAGCAGCAGCAGCAGCAGCAGCAGCAGCAGCAGCUGCGGCAGUGGGAGCUUCGACUGGCACCAGAGCGCCAUGGCCAAGACCCUGCAGCAGGUGUCCCAGAGCCGCCUGCUGCCCGAGCCCAGCCUGUUCAGCACGGUGCAGCUGUACCGGCAGAGCAGCAAGCUCUACGGCUCCAUCUUCACCGGGGCCAGCAAGUUCCGCUGCAAAGACUGCAGCGCCGCCUAUGACACCCUGGUGGAGCUGACGGUGCACAUGAACGAGACGGGGCAUUACCGCGACGACAACCACGAGACCGACAACAACAACCCCAAGCGCUGGUCCAAGCCCCGCAAACGCUCGCUGCUGGAGAUGGAAGGCAAGGAGGAUGCCCAGAAGGUGUUGAAGUGCAUGUACUGUGGCCACUCGUUCGAGUCCCUCCAGGACUUGAGUGUCCAUAUGAUCAAAACGAAACACUACCAAAAAGUGCCUCUGAAGGAACCCGUCACUCCCGUCGCAGCCAAAAUCAUCCCAGCCGCUCGGAAGAAGGCCUCGCUGGAGCUGGAGCUGCCCAGCUCCCCGGAUUCCACCGGCGGCACCCCCAAAGCUGCCAUGGCGGACACAAACGACGCGCUUCAGAAGAACUCCAACCCGUACAUCACGCCAAAUAACCGCUACGGCCACCAGAACGGGGCCAGCUACGCCUGGCACUUUGAGGCCCGCAAGUCGCAGAUCCUCAAGUGCAUGGAGUGCGGCAGCUCGCACGACACGCUGCAGGAGCUCACGGCCCACAUGAUGGUGACCGGCCACUUCAUCAAGGUCACCAACUCGGCCAUGAAGAAGGGGAAACCCAUCAUGGAGACGCCCGUCACGCCCAGCAUCACCAGCCUGCUGGACGAGAAGGUGCAGUCCGUGCCCCUGGCUGCCACCACCUUCACAUCCCCCUCCAACACACCCGCUAGCAUCUCCCCAAAACUGAACGUGGAGGUCAAGAAGGAAGCUGACAAGGAGAAAGCUGUCCUCGAAGAGAAGCCCAAGGAGAAAGAGAAGGCCUGCGAGGAGGAGGAGAAGUACGAUAUCUCUUCCAAGUACCACUAUUUGACUGAGAACGACCUCGAAGAGAGCCCCAAGGGCGGGCUCGAUAUCCUCAAGUCCCUGGAAAACACAGUCACGUCGGCCAUCAACAAGGCCCAGAACGGCACCCCCAGCUGGGGGGGCUACCCCAGCAUCCACGCCGCCUACCAGCUCCCCAACAUGAUGAAGCUGUCUCUGGGUUCCACGGGGAAAAGUACACCCCUGAAGCCCAUGUUUGGCAACAAUGACAUCGUGUCCCCCACGAAGAACCAGACCCUGAUCACUCCACCCAGCAGCCAGAACUCCCCCAUGCCCAAGACAAACUUUCACGCCAUGGAGGAGCUGGUGAAAAAAGUCACCGAGAAAGUUGCCAAAGUCGAGGAGAAAAUGAAGGAGCCCGAGGGCAAGCUUUCUCCACCCAAGCGGGCCACCCCGUCCCCGUGCAGCAGCGACAUCAGCGAGCCCAUCAAGAUGGAGGCGUCCAGCGACGGGGGCUUCAAAAGCCAGGAGGACAGCCCCAGCCCCCAGCGGGACGGCUGCAAGGAGGGGAGCCCCCUGGCAGAGCCGGUGGAGAACGGCAAGGACCUGGUGAAGCCCAUGAGCAGCGGCCUGAGCAGCAGCACGGCCAUCAUCACCGACCACCCACCCGAGCAGCCCUUCGUUAACCCUCUGAGCGCCCUGCAGUCGGUGAUGAACAUCCACCUGGGCAAGGCCGCCAAGCCCUCCCUGCCUGCCCUCGACCCCAUGAGCAUGCUUUUCAAGAUGAGCAACAGCCUGGCCGAGAAGGCGGCGGUGGCUACCCCACCGCCCUUGCAGUCCAAGAAGGCGGACCACCUCGACCGCUAUUUCUACCACGUCAGCAACGACCAGCCCAUAGACUUAACGAAAGGCAAGAGUGACAAAGGCUGCUCUUUGGGUUCAGCGCUUUUGUCACCCACGUCCGCAUCCCCGGCAACCUCCUCAUCCACGGUGACAACGGCAAAGACAUCUGCCGUCGUAUCAUUCAUGUCAAACUCGCCGCUACGCGAGAACGCCUUGUCAGAUAUAUCCGAUAUGCUGAAGAACUUGACAGAGAGCCACACGUCAAAGUCCUCCACCCCUUCCAGCAUCUCUGAGAAGUCUGACAUUGACGGGGCCACCCUGGAGGAGGCCGAGGAGGCGACACCCGCGCAGAAGAGGAAGGGCCGCCAGUCAAACUGGAACCCCCAGCACCUGCUCAUCCUCCAGGCGCAGUUCGCCGCCAGCCUCCGGCAGACCUCGGAGGGCAAGUACAUCAUGUCGGACCUGAGCCCCCAGGAGCGCAUGCAUAUCUCCAGGUUCACCGGGCUCUCCAUGACCACCAUCAGCCACUGGCUGGCCAACGUCAAGUACCAGCUGCGAAGGACAGGUGGAACAAAGUUCCUCAAAAACUUGGACACCGGCCACCCUGUGUUCUUUUGUAAUGACUGCGCAUCACAAAUCAGGACUCCCUCCACGUACAUCAGCCACCUCGAGUCACACCUGGGCUUCCGGCUACGGGAUUUGUCCAAACUGUCCACUGAACAGAUUAACAAUCAGAUAGCACAAACCAAGUCACCAUCAGAAAAACUGGUGACGUCCUCCCCCGAGGAGGACCUGGGGACCUCCUACCAGUGCAAACUUUGCAAUCGGACCUUUGCAAGCAAGCAUGCGGUUAAACUUCACCUCAGCAAAACACACGGGAAGUCCCCUGAGGACCACCUUCUGUAUGUUUCUGAGUUAGAGAAGCAGUAGCGUUUGCUUUUGAUUAAAGUGACUGUAAUUCGCUUUGAGGGAAACUGUUGCAGGCACCUUAAGGCCCCCCCUGUCUUGUUCUUGGCACAUGUUCUUAUUUUAACUGCAGAGAAUCACUCUGGGCUGGACUGUUUUGUAUAACUGUACAGUGUUUAAUAGAGGUGCAUACUCAGCUGUUGUUACUGGUAAAAUAUGAAGGUUAAAACGCAGUGGUAAGUGUUUGGAACUUUGUGUAAAUGGGAUUUAGU
Molecule: messenger RNA, 3494 nt
Organism: Budorcas taxicolor (takin)
Lineage: Eukaryota; Metazoa; Chordata; Mammalia; Artiodactyla; Bovidae
Gene: TSHZ3
Product: teashirt zinc finger homeobox 3
Exons: 2
Coding region: 1-3246 (1081 amino acids)
Biological process (GO): regulation of transcription by RNA polymerase II
Cellular component (GO): nucleus
Molecular function (GO): DNA binding; DNA-binding transcription factor activity, RNA polymerase II-specific
Source: RefSeq, a predicted model, not a curated record